Molecule: messenger RNA, 955 nt
Organism: Scheffersomyces coipomensis
Lineage: Eukaryota; Fungi; Ascomycota; Pichiomycetes; Serinales; Debaryomycetaceae
Gene: HHT2
Product: histone
Exons: 1
Coding region: 343-753 (136 amino acids)
Biological process (GO): rRNA transcription
Cellular component (GO): nucleus; nucleosome
Molecular function (GO): protein heterodimerization activity; DNA binding; structural constituent of chromatin
Source: RefSeq, a predicted model, not a curated record
GUGUUUUGUGUAAUCCACCAUAGUUAAGUCAUUGUUCUGCAUCGGUAAUUCUGAGACUGUUUCACUAAAUCAUAUAUGAAACGAAGAGGAAGACACGCUUUAACUAGUUUUAGGUGUAUCUUUUACACUCUUCUCCCCAUCUUCUGUUGAUAAAGAUACGCUAAGUUGUAAAUCAGUUACUGACACAAAUAUGAUGUAAAUAAACAAAUAGUGAUAAACUAUAAACAACAACAAAUCACCCAUGAUCCAACCUUCAAUAUAAAUAUUUAUCUAAUUCCCUUUCAAUUAAAUUAUUUUUAAUUACAAUUCUUUCUUUCUUAUUAUCAUCAUCAAUAAUUAAUCAUGGCUAGAACUAAACAAACAGCUAGAAAAUCUACUGGUGGUAAAGCCCCAAGAAAACAAUUAGCUUCUAAAGCUGCUAGAAAAUCAGCUCCAUCAACUGGUGGUGUUAAAAAGCCUCAUAGAUAUAAGCCAGGUACUGUUGCCUUAAGAGAAAUUAGAAGAUUUCAAAAAUCUACUGAAUUAUUAAUUAGAAAAUUACCUUUCCAAAGAUUAGUUCGUGAAAUUGCUCAAGAUUUCAAAACUGAUUUAAGAUUUCAAUCUUCUGCUAUUGGUGCUUUACAAGAAUCUGUUGAAGCUUAUUUAGUUUCUUUAUUCGAAGAUACUAAUUUAUGUGCUAUUCAUGCUAAGAGAGUUACUAUUCAAAAGAAAGAUAUUCAAUUAGCUAGAAGAUUAAGAGGUGAAAGAUCUUAGAUCGGUUAUCUUCUAUCUAUCUGUGUAUAUUAGAUUAUUAUUAUUACUAUUUUUGAAUAAAUGAAUUAGUUGUAUAUUAGAUUUAUUAUUUACCCCUAAACCAUUGAUAAUUAGUGAGUGCAAAAUAUAUUACCCUAAACAGACAGAUCAUUUUGCCCCUAACGGGUCAUCAAAUUUAAGCGACCUUAGCAGAUAAAAAUCC